Molecule: messenger RNA, 1411 nt
Organism: Lacerta agilis (Sand lizard)
Lineage: Eukaryota; Metazoa; Chordata; Lepidosauria; Squamata; Lacertidae
Gene: SYNGR3
Product: synaptogyrin 3
Exons: 4
Coding region: 268-957 (229 amino acids)
Cellular component (GO): neuromuscular junction; synaptic vesicle membrane
Source: RefSeq, a predicted model, not a curated record
CGCUGCAGCAGAAGCAGAGCCUGCGCGCGCUGAGAAGCUGAACCCGGACGGGAGAGCGGGCAGGUGGUGGCGAGAGCUUCCCGGGUCUCCGCCCGCCCGCGCCUGCUGCCUGGCUCGCUUUGCUGCCUGCCAGCCUCUGCCGCCGCCCGCCCGCCCCCCAGGCAGGCGCCGCCGCUUUCCCUUUCUGUUCUCUCCUCCGCUUGGAAGCGAAAGGAGGGCGCGCGAGCGAGGAGAGGGAUCCGCAGAGAGGGCGCCUGGAGAGGAAUCAUGGAAGGUGCCUCCUUUGGAGCCGGCAGGGCAGGCGCGGAGGUGGAUCCCUUGGAGUUCCUCCGACGGCCUCAGACGAUCCUGAGGAUCAUUUCGGGGGUUUUCUCCAUCGUUGUCUUUGGCUCCAUCAUCAACGAGGGUUACGUCAACGAUGGCAGCACUUCGGUGCUGCACUGCGUCUACAACAACAACGAUGACGCCUGCUACUAUGGAAUCGCCAUUGGCCUCAUUGCCUUCUUAGCCUGCAGUUUCUUCUUGGUAGUGGACCUCUACUUCCAGCAGAUCAGCAGCGUGAAGGACAGGAAGCGUGUUGUCCUCUUUGACCUUGGCUUCUCAGGGUUCUGGUCCUUCCUGUGGUUUGUGGGCUUCUGCUUCCUGGCCAACCAGUGGCAGAGGACACCAUGGAGCAAUGCGGCACACUACGCAGCUGAUGCGGCCAGGGCGGCCAUUGCCUUCUCGUUCUUCUCCAUCAUCUCCUGGGUUGCCCUGGCCCUCAAGGCGCUCCAAAGAUACCGGCUGGGAACCGACAUGUCGCUGUUCGCCACGGACCAGUUCCCCACCGACCCCAGCGCGGCCUACCCAGGCUACCCUACCGGCAGUGGUGUGGAGAGCACAGAAACCUACCAGAGCCCCCCCUUCUCGGAGACCCUAGACACCAGUCCAAAGGGCUACCAGGUGCCGGCUUACUGAAGGGCAGGAAGGAGUCCUCUCCCUCCCUCAAGGUUGUAUAGCAAAUGGGAACCCGGCCCACAGAAAUGGGCCAACUUUCCCUUUCAUGGUGCAGUAUAGUCAGCUGGUUGGUUGCAAGUGUAUUCUAAAGUACCUUUUCUUUUUUAAAAACAAAAAAAAAUUGAUGUGGCAAGUUAACGUAACUGGGUUCAACUUACUCUUAGCUAAUGGUGCAGUGAAUUCUCUACAGUGGUAUUGGUUCUUGUCUUACCUGUCUGAGGAUAUUUUUUGAUUUAUUUUUUAAAACAACAACAACAGUGUUCCCUCUAAGCAUGAAACGUUAGGAUGGUUGCUACCAACUCCCAUCUUUGUGAGCCAUCCCUGCGAUCUUGGCUCGUUGUGGCAUUUUUUCUCAAUUCGCACACAGAAGCUGGCAAUAGCGCAGCCUGUUAAGAGACGUCCCACUCCUUACACA